UUGUUCCGCGGACACUGGCUGGAGCCACGAUGCAGAAGAUCAAGUCUCUCAUGGCCCGGCAGGGCCUGAAGAGCCCCCAGGAGAGCAUGGCUGACCUCAGUCCUGUGGAGAACCUGAGGAUCCCCAGCAAGGAGGAGCUGCGUGAGAUGAGGGAACAGUCCAUCGACCCCCAGGCGGAGCAGGAGAUCAUCAACAGCGUAGAGGAGGUCUACUUCUCCAACGACUCCUUCGACAUGGUGCAGCACGAGCUGGAGAAGCUCCCACCUGAGCUGAACCUGCAGGAGCUGGAGGAGCACCGAGACAAGCUGAAGAGACAACAGGCAGCAGUUUCUAAAAAGGUCGCAGAUCUCAUCCUGGAGAAACAGCCCUCUUAUGUCAAGGAGCUGGAGAGAGUAACCGCGUUGCAGUCCAACCUGCAGCUGGCAGCAGUCAUUUGCACUAACGCAAGGAGACAACUGAGCGUGUCGAAGGAAGGAUUCACAGAGGCCAGCCUGGGUCUACUUGCCAAUCAGAGACGACGACAACUGCUGACAGGCUUGCUCAAGUCUCUGAGGACCAUCAAGACACUGCAAAGAACAGAUGUAAGACUCAGCGAGAUGCUUGAGGAGGAAGACUACCCAGGUGCAAUCCAGCUCUGUCUGGAAUGUCAGAAAGCUGCCAGCACCUUUAAACACUACAGCUGCAUCAGUGAAUUGAAUUCCAAACUACAAGACACCCUGGAGCAAAUAGAGGAGCAGCUUGAUGUCGCCCUGUCGAAGACGUGUAAGCACUUUGAUGUUUCCCACUACACCAAGGUCCAGCUGGCCUACACGCUCCUGGGCAAGACACAGACCGCUAUGGACCAGCUGCACAUGCACUUCACCCAGGCCAUCCACAACACUGUGUUCCAAGUGGUGCUGGGAUACGUGGAGCUGUGUGCUGGCAACGCUGACACCAAGUUCCAGAAGAUGCAGUACAAGGACCUGUGCACGCACAUCACCACGGACAGCUACAUCCCCUGCCUGACGGACCUGUGCAAGGCAUUGUGGGAGGUGAUGCUGAGCUACCACCGCACCAUGCAGUGGCACGAGGAGCAAGACAAGCAGGAGGCCGCACCAGCUCCAGAUGGUGCAGCAGCAGCAAAGUCUGACGAGUUGGUUGUGGACCGCAGCUAUGUGAAGAAGAAACUGGAGCACGGUCUGACACGGAUCUGGCAGGAUGUCCAGUUGAAAGUGAAGGCCUACAUCCUGGGCACGGACAUGUCUAACUUCAAAUAUGAUGAUUUCAUAGUGGUACUGGACGUCAUCAGCAAGUUGAUGCAGGUGGGUGAGGAGUUCUGCGGCAGCAAGUCCGAGGUCCUGCAGGAGUCAAUCAAACGGCAGAGCGUCAACUACUUUAAGAACUAUCACAGGGCACGACUGGAAGAACUAAGGAUGUUUCUGGAGAAUGAGACGUGGGAACUUUGUCCUGUCAAGUCUAACUUCAACAUCGCCCAGCUCCAUGAGUUUAAGUUCAUGGGCCAGUGUCGCUCUCCGUCCGCCUCCCCGAGCAAACAGGCCACGUCCUCCAGCACACGGGCCCAGGAGGAGCUGUCACUCUUCCAGCAGUACCUCCAGGAGGGGAACCCGUUCGAGAUGCACAUCGAGGAAAAAGAGGAGGAGACGGAGGAUGUGCUGGCAUCCAACGGAUAUGAGUCAGACGAACUGGAGAAGAACGUUUAUCAGGAUUACGACAGCGACAGCGAUGUCCCCGAGGAGCUCAAGCAGGACUACGUGGACGAGCAGACGGGAGACGCCCCUCUUAAGAGCAUGUCCCGAGAGACCAUAAGAAGCAAGAAGAAGUCAGACUACAACCUUAAUAAGACCAAUGCACCAAUCCUCACCAACACCACCCUCAACGUCAUCCGGCUCGUGGGGAAGUACAUGCAGAUGAUGAACAUUCUGAAACCGAUCGCCUUCGACGUCAUCCACUGUGUGUCCCAGCUCUUCGACUACUACCUGUACGCCGUAUACACCUUCUUUGGACGCAAUGACAUGUAUGAGUCAUCGGGUCUGGGCCUUAUCAGCAGCAGACUGAGAACCACACUGAACCGGAUCCAGGAGAACCUCAUUGACAUGGAAGCGCUAGGGGAGAAUCCAGGCGUCCACGGCCCAGGAGAAGACAGGAAGGAGAAGGUGCCAAGCCCUCAUCUCAGCCAGCUGGUGGUCCUCACCAACAGUGGGACCCUGUAUGGGCUCGCACAGAGGGUGGUGGCCACUGAGUCUCUCGUGUUUCUGGCUGAACAGUUCGAGUCCCUCCAGUCCCACCUUGACACCAUGAUGCCUGCAGCCAAGAAGCCUUUCCUGCAACAGUUUUAUUCCCAGACGGUUUCUACAGCCAGUGAACUCAGGAAACCCAUCUACUGGAUCGUGGCAGCCAAGGCCAUCGACUACGAACAAAUGCUGCUCCUGAUGUCUGGAGUUAAAUGGGACAUCAGGGAGAUAAUGUCACAGCACAACGUAUAUGUGGACGUCCUUUUAAAGGAGUUUGAGGAGUUUAACAAGCGGCUGGAUGAUGUUUCCAGACACGUGCGCAUCCCGCUGCCUGUGUCCAACGUCCUUUGGGAGCACUGCAUCCGCCUGGCCAACAGGACUCUUGUCGAGGGCUACGCUAACGUGAAGAAAUGUAGCAACGAGGGCCGCGCCCUAAUGCAACUGGACUUCCAGCAGUUCCUCAUGAAGCUGGAGAAGCUGACCGACCUGAGACCCAUCCCCGACAAAGAGUUUGUGGAGACCUACAUCAAAGCCUAUUACCUGACGGAGAACGACAUGGAGCAGUUCAUCAAGAAUCACAGGGAGUACUCCAUGAAGCAGCUCGCCAACCUGGUGAACGUUUGCCUGGGCUCACAUAUAAACAAGAAAGCUCGUCAGAAACUCCUGGCAGCGAUCGACGACAUCGACAGACCCAAGAGAUAGACUGAGCCGACCCGAAACCGAUCAACGGACGACAUGCAGAGAUGGAACAAAGGAACUCCCACAGUGUCGAAUGUCUCCUGUUUUUGUACAUAACACGAUGUUGAGGUGCGUUCGACGAGUAGCCGAGCUACAGUUCAUAUCUCAAAUGUUAGCCAGAUGCUAACCGAUCAGUCUUUAUAUUGUCUCAAACACAACCAGCCACUUGUUAAACGCACCUCAAGACAAAAUGGACAGUAAUACUACAGGUGUUGAACAAGCAUGCUGCAGUUCCUCACGUACCAUAACGCAUGUUCUCACCAGUUCAUUUAUCAAACAAUGCUGCUUCUGAACCUUUCCUGCGAAUAUGGUCUGUAAACAUCACCUUUUAUUCCACUUCAGUGACCACGAGCAACAGAUCCUGAGUUUGUUCUUUCAGACCAACAUCUACAAACAAUGGACCCAACACUGUAAAUGUGAAUUGUGCCGUCAACAUGUGGCCAUUAAUUUAUGGUGCUCCAUCUGUUUCGCACCAGCCGGCUCGGUUUGCUGACACGGCUCCGACAUCCAGAUUAAAGAAAACAACCAGUGAAUAUUUACGAGUCACUGAAUUUUAUCGUCAUGUUGAUAAUUUUUUGCAAGAACAUUUUAAUGGUUCCACCGCUCUACUGUCUGAAUGUGUUCUCUACUGGAGAUACAGUAAAUAUGGCUCCUUGUUCACUUAAAUCAUUCAUUUAAGUUUUUCCAGCCCAUGUGUUUCUUUGUUUUAUUUGUUUAAAUCUAAUAUAAUGAUGAUUCUGAAAAUAAUAUAAAUUGCUGUAGUUAGCCUUAACAUAGUUAAGAGAUUAAAAUCAUCUGCACUUGUUUGCGAUCUUUCAAAUCUUGGGAGGACAUGAUUUUAUCGUCCUGGGGUGAGUUUUAGAAAAUCUUUGCAGAGGUUCUUAUCCUGGACUCGAGUCUUCAGCUUUCCUGCUAAACAGUGAAACUCGUACUUUUCCUUUCCUGUUGUUGGGUGGUGCAGUCAGACUUAGAUUAUUAGUAAGUGGUUGAAUUGUGUCAACUACCAGAGCUUCCCUCCAGGCUUUCUAAUGUCCCCUCCAGUCAUCUCCAUUCGGCUGACCUGACCAGACCUCGCCAAGGGGGGCAGGUCCAUGUAUGUCAAACAGGAAGAAAAAAGAAGAAGAAUAUAAAUGAAGUUCCAGCUUUUGAUACAGCCUCAUAUAUAUAUUUUGUGUGCACCUAUUCCGGGAUGAAUAUUGUAAAUGUCAAUGAACGAUGUCUGUAUUUAUUUCUUGCCCUGUGUCUCGUUUAUGUUUUUAUAUGAUCACUUCUGGAAGAGCGCCGUCAUUCAUUGCCCCUGAGUAUCUUCUAACUUAUCAAGUGAAGCAAAUACAAAUAUCUACACAUCGUCAGAAAUACAUUUAAGGGUCAAUGUGCGCUAUAGUGGAAAUCUGUAAUCAGUGUUAGGGUUAAAGUUGGAGAUGAUUCUAACAUAAUAAACACGUUAACGAUGAAAA
Limanda limanda (common dab) is the source of this 4426-nucleotide messenger RNA. It is a transcript of the gene vps50, whose product is annotated as VPS50 EARP/GARPII complex subunit. The transcript has 28 exons. NCBI's taxonomy places the organism in Eukaryota, Metazoa, Chordata, Actinopteri, Pleuronectiformes, Pleuronectidae. The record is from RefSeq and is a predicted model, not a curated record. Gene Ontology annotation, biological process: endocytic recycling; retrograde transport, endosome to Golgi. Gene Ontology annotation, cellular component: EARP complex. Gene Ontology annotation, molecular function: SNARE binding. Bases 30 to 2933 code for a protein of 967 amino acids.